Messenger RNA from Scedosporium apiospermum, 1941 nucleotides. Its product is annotated as Polyadenylation factor subunit 2. Gene Ontology annotation, molecular function: protein binding. Lineage: Eukaryota; Fungi; Ascomycota; Sordariomycetes; Microascales; Microascaceae. The transcript is spliced from 3 exons. Bases 1 to 1941 code for a protein of 646 amino acids. The record is from RefSeq and is a predicted model, not a curated record. Gene Ontology annotation, cellular component: mRNA cleavage and polyadenylation specificity factor complex.
AUGGCUUAUGAUGCACGCGGCGAUCAUGGCCAUGGCGGCGGUGGUGGUGGUGGUGGUGGCCACGAAGGCAGCUUCAUGAGGGCCAGAGGUCGUCGUAUGUUUCCUGUUUCCCACAUCCACUUCUGCUUCCCUUUACCACAGUAUUUCAUUCCUCGAUCGCUCAUCAUAGCCAUCGUCGUCGUCAUCAUCAAAUGCCCUGUCACUGAUUACGGCUCAACGCUCAGCCACUGGGUCCAAAAUCGGGCUCUGAAGCCAAAUGGCUCGUAUUUCGGGGAGCGCGAGAGGCCUAGCCCAAGCUACAUUGUUGAUCUCGAACCACCCGCCGCGAGACCCGCUAGAGCGGCUGCCUCAAUUCCAGCGAAGCACCUUCACACCUCGUUGAACAAAGUCAAACAUCCCGUCAAUGUUGUCCGAUGGACACCCGAGGGCAGAAGGCUCCUCACGGCCUCGAGCAGCGGCGAGUUCACCUUGUGGAAUGGUACGGGUUUCAACUUUGAGACCAUCAUGCAAGCUCAUGACUCUGCUAUCCGCGCUCUCUGCUACUCCCACAACGAUGACUGGCUUGUGUCUGGAGACCACGACGGUAUCGUCAAAUACUGGCAGCCCAACUUUAAUAACCUUGAAAGCAUCACCGCCCAUAGCGAUCCCGUCCGUGAUAUCGCCUUCAGUCCCGCCGACAACAAAUUUGUAACGGCCAGCGAUGAUUCUACUCUGAAGAUUUUCGACUUUGCCGGCGGUGUCGAGGAGAGUGUGCUCAAGAGCCACGGUUGGGACGUCAAGAGCUGUGAUUGGCACCCGACGAAGGGCCUCCUCGUCUCUGGAUCGAAGGACCAUCUCGUGAAGCUUUGGGACCCCAGAAAUGCCCGCUGCUUGACAACCCUCCACGGCCACAAGAAUACCAUUACGAAGACAUUAUUCGAGCGCAUUCGAGGCUUCUGUCUUGCCACAUCGGCAAGGGACCAGACCGCUCGCGUGUUUGAUCUGAGAAUGAUGCGAGACAUCUGCCUCCUAAAGGGACACGAGAAGGAUAUUUCCACCCUGACCUGGCACCCAAUCCAUCCCAACUUCCUGAGCACUGGCGGCCACGAUGGCUCGCUUUUCCACUACCUUCUUGACGAACCCAAUCCGCCCCCUGGGCACCCCAUGACAGUGGCCCCUUAUGACAGCGCCGAUCCCGAGUCUUGCCCUGCGCAGACUAUCUAUCCCGCCCACAAAGUGUCAUAUGCUCACGAUUUCGCCAUCUGGUCCUUGGAUUGGCAUCCCUUGGGUCAUAUUCUUGCCUCUGGAUCCAACGACCGUCUCACCCGCUUCUGGUCCCGUCCCAGACCCGGAGACACCGAUUUCUUUCAAGAUAAAUACCACAUUGGAGAAGCCGCUGCUGUCGCGCAAGGAACAUGGGAUCGUCGUGGCGGUCGCCAACAGCGCCAAGAGGAGGAGGAGCGCGAGAUCGAAGAUGAGAUGGAGGGCCUUGUCGACCAGAAGAUGCCCAUCAAGCAGCAAGCUCCUUCGUUCCCUGGCAUUCCCGGCCUUCCUCUCCACGGCUCCACGCCAUCGACUUCUAUGCCCAUCCCACCCCCUAUGAUACCCGGCGUUGUUCCGCCUCCUCCCAUCCCCCUUCCCGGACUCGGUGGAGCACCCCCUCCUCCCCUGCCAGCCGGUCUCGCUGGCCUUGAUCCCAGCAAUCCAGCUGAUAUCUCUAAGAUCGCUGAGAUUAUGCAGAAGGCGGGUGUACAGCUUCCACCUCCCCCCCUUCCGGGCCUUUUGCCCCCUGGCAUGCUCCCUCCUCCCGGUUUCCCUAUUCCUCCUCCACCUCCGCCGCCCAGUUCGACGCCUAUGGACCUAGACGCCAACGACGCGAAUCGGAGGAGGGCUCCCUUGCCUAGUCAGGAGGAGAGCCUACGUAUGGAGCAGGUUCGCGGAAACUAUACGAGGGCGCGAUAA